This is a messenger RNA of Lagopus leucura (white-tailed ptarmigan), 2468 nucleotides long. It is a transcript of the gene OXSR1, whose product is annotated as oxidative stress responsive kinase 1. Bases 7 to 1608 code for a protein of 533 amino acids. The record is from RefSeq and is a predicted model, not a curated record. Gene Ontology annotation, biological process: protein phosphorylation. Gene Ontology annotation, molecular function: protein serine/threonine kinase activity; ATP binding. The transcript has 18 exons. Lineage: Eukaryota; Metazoa; Chordata; Aves; Galliformes; Phasianidae.
GCGGCCAUGGCCGAGGAGCCCAGCGCGCUGCCCUGGUCCAUCAACAAGGAUGACUACGAGCUGCAGGAGGUUAUCGGGAGCGGAGCGACAGCUGUGGUGCAGGCAGCCUUCUGUGUUCCAAAGAAGGAGAAGGUGGCAAUUAAACGGAUCAAUCUUGAGAAGUGUCAGACGAGCAUGGAUGAACUCCUGAAAGAAAUUCAAGCAAUGAGUCAGUGCCACCACCCCAACAUUGUAUCUUACUACACAUCAUUUGUGGUGAAAGAUGAGCUUUGGCUGGUGAUGAAGUUACUUAGUGGAGGCUCUGUUUUGGAUAUUAUAAAGCACAUUGUGGCCAAAGGAGAACACAAGACCGGUGUCCUGGAUGAGCCCUGUAUAGCCACGAUCCUCAAGGAGGUGCUGGAGGGGCUGGACUACCUGCAUAAAAACGGACAGAUCCACAGGGAUGUGAAAGCAGGAAACAUUCUUCUUGGAGAAGAUGGCUCAGUGCAAAUUGCAGACUUUGGUGUCAGUGCUUUUUUGGCCACCGGUGGUGACAUUACCAGAAAUAAAGUCAGGAAAACAUUUGUAGGCACACCUUGCUGGAUGGCACCAGAAGUUAUGGAACAGGUCAGAGGAUACGAUUUCAAGGCAGACAUCUGGAGCUUUGGGAUCACUGCUAUCGAACUGGCUACAGGGGCAGCUCCUUAUCAUAAAUACCCCCCAAUGAAGGUUUUAAUGCUGACACUACAAAAUGAUCCCCCGUCUUUGGAAACCGGUGUGCAAGAUAAGGAGAUGCUGAAGAAGUAUGGGAAAUCUUUCAGGAAGAUGAUUUCAUCGUGCCUACAAAAAGACCCUGAAAAAAGACCUACAGCAGCAGAACUUUUAAGGCACAAAUUUUUCACAAAAGCAAAGAAUAAAGAGUUUUUACAAGAGAAGAUGUUACAGAGAGCACCAACAAUUACUGAAAGAUCCAAAAAGGUGAGGAGGGUCCCAGGAUCCAGCGGGCGUCUCCAUAAGACUGAGGAUGGCGGCUGGGAAUGGAGUGAUGAUGAACUAGAUGAAGAAAGUGAGGAAGGCAGAGCAGCAAUUUCACAGCUCAGGUCUCCCAGAGUGAAAGAACCUGUACAGAAUUCAGAGCUAUUCCCAUCGGCUGAGCCUUCAGCUCCUUCACUCAGUGCUCCAGCACAGGCACCUACUCAACUACCUCAGGCUGCAGGACCACCACCUGCACAACCUCAGGCUGCUGUACCUCCACCUAGUCAGGCUCCUCCAGCAGCCCCAGCAGCAGCUCAGGCCCCACCUGCCCCUGCUGCAGCUCCGGUACAGGAAGAUACAAAAGUCCCCAUCAGCCUUGUGCUAAGGUUAAGGAAUUCAAAGAAAGAACUCAAUGAUAUCCGAUUUGAAUUUACACCAGGGAGAGAUACUGCUGAUGGUGUGUCUCAAGAACUAAUUUCAGCAGGGCUUGUUGAUGGCAGAGAUCUGGUAAUAGUUGCAGCUAAUUUGCAGAAAAUUGUGGAAGAGCCUCAAGCCAACAGAUCCGUCACUUUCAAACUGGCAUCUGGUGUUGAAGGCUCAGAUAUCCCCGAUGAUGGCAAACUUAUAGGAUUUGCACAGCUCAGCAUCAGCUAAACAAUGGCCCCAGGAGAUGAUUCCCAACAGAGAACCCACGUGUGCAUAUUUGUAAUGCUUCUGUUAGCCUAAAAAAGAACCACUACUGCCAAAGAAUUGAACUACAGCCCCCUUCCUAGAAGCUUUAACAUUCUCCUUAAUAGGAUCACAAACCUUCCUGAGAUUACCGAUGGCGUUUACACCUUUUGUAAACAAGUCUCAUGUUUUUGUGUGUCAUCUCAAACAUGCAGAUCCAACAUGUCAUUGCCUGCAUGUUCAUGUUAUUAUUGCCUUACUUUAAAGAAAAAUACUACUGAGUACGAAGCGGGGGUUCCACUGCUCUGAUGAUCUCGCCUAAAUGUUUGCUUACAUGUGGUUUCAUUUUUUUCACUUGCUAUUUUUGCACAAGUUUUAAUACCGAACAGAUCUUUUGUUUUCUUUUUUACCUGCUUCUCCUUCCAUCUGAAACACCAGUGUACAUGUUGCUUGUGUCACCUGGAGUGCUGAGAAAUCUGCUUCUCUUCAGCUGUCUUUUUAAACUGCUGGUUUGAACGCUUGCACCUGAGAAGGCAAGCCAAGUCUUAACCCACAGGAGGGAGAGCCUUCUUCCCUUGUGUUUGUGUUUUUGAGAAGUUCCUCGACUUCAGAGUGUUAGAAGUCAGCUUCCCUUUGUAAACUGCCUUAAUUUUUUUUUUAUUUUUUAUCAUUUGGGUUCUCUCCACAUGAGUGCCAGGCGUGGCAUGACGGCUGAACCUCUUAAUUUACGUUAAGCAGUCCUUCCUCAAAACAUGUCUUUCAAUCUACAUCCUUAGAUGUAGUUUGUUCUUAAAGCAGAGCAACGAGGCACUGCUGUCUGGAAACUGGUCUUGCAGAUGAUCAAC